ACGGAACUAAGAACUAGUUAAUUUUAUAAUAUUACAGAUCUUUGAAAGAAAUUAAUAUUUUGUAAACGUAAAUGCGAGGACCGUAUCUACAAUUACCAAGAAAAAAAUAAUGUAGAUGCUAAUUUUAAAUAGUUUCCUUUAAUAUCAUAUAAAUUGAAAGAGGUUUUCGUAGUUGAGAAUUAUGAAAACUACCCCCCAAUCCUGAAUUUCAUCUGCAAUUGAAACGAGAUAUACAGCAUUUAAAUAUUUAAAACCCAAGAAUGAUCGAAAACAUAAAAAAAUAGGGCGAUAGGUAAUAUAAUACUGUGUCUUGAUUUCAAAUUUCACUACUAUUGGAUACCUUUCAUAGUAGAACCUAACAUUCACCUGAAAAAUGACAACCCUCGCAACAUUUAUUGUGUGUUUGUUUGUGCAAGCAAUUGCAACUCAAGCUGCUACACCUAUUAGUAUUGAAAUACAAGUUACUGGAACUGAUACCAUGGAAACUAGGAAUCUUUCGGCACUGGUUGAUGUUGAAUCUGGUGGCAUAUUGACUCUUUUGAAUGUGGCUAACCUAGAUAUUUUUGAUUUUAUUGUCAAAGACUUGGGUCAAUUUUUCUAUAAAACCAACAUUGAACCGGCAGUGAAGAUUCAGAAUUUAAAUAAUAGCGGAUAUAUUUUGUUUGACACACUGGAUGUGGAACUGGGUUCUAUAAAAGCUUGGAGCGACAAUCGUAAUGAUGGCGAAUUAGUUAUUUAUGGUCAAUCUUUAAAUGUGCGUAUGGGUCUGAUUGAAAAUACAGGGUCCAUCACUUUCUGGGGCCAGGAAGGAUCGGUGUAUUUGGAUAGUGUCGUCAACAACACAAAAGAUAUGUGCUUCCACGAGCAGGUAGUAAAAUUAAGUUGGCCAACAGGAGCUGGUUGUUAUGCUUUUUUGAAUUCCACUGUGAUUAUAUCGAGAUCACCCGAGUAUUUUUCCCCAACGUUUGUUCUAGAAGGCUCAAAUAAUCAUAUUUACCUAGAAUCCACUUUUAAUGAUUUAACUAUACAUAUUGUCAAUUUUGAAAACGUGAAAUAUAUCACUAUUCACGAUACAUAUAGAACUUUCCUGUAUUCAAAUGGCAGCUUAAUUUUAGACUUUUUAGGUAAAAACCUUACAUUAGAUAUCGGAUCUGGUUACGAUAAAAAAGGAAUUACUGUGGAGAAAGAUACAGACAAGCGCAACACGCACAUAAGUUACAAUGGGACUACUCCUUCUAAUGGAACCAAACGUGCAGAGUGCGCUUGUUCCUUUGUUCCACCGGUUAAAGAAGCAACGUCUCCUACUCCUGUGUCUGAAGCUGAGAGUACUUCAAGCAAUAAUGACGAUAAGGGGGAAGGAAACCAAAACUCGAAAAAUUCCUCAUUGACUACGGCAAUGCCAAUCUAUUUUUGUCUUUUAUCUUUAGCAAUAUCGUAUAUGAUUAUGUGA
Messenger RNA from Spathaspora passalidarum NRRL Y-27907, 1450 nucleotides. RefSeq lists its product as uncharacterized. The record is from RefSeq and is a predicted model, not a curated record. The transcript has a single exon. The coding region runs from base 374 to 1450 and encodes 358 amino acids. Lineage: Eukaryota; Fungi; Ascomycota; Pichiomycetes; Serinales; Debaryomycetaceae.